Triticum turgidum subsp. durum (durum wheat) is the source of this 1083-nucleotide messenger RNA. NCBI's taxonomy places the organism in Eukaryota, Viridiplantae, Streptophyta, Magnoliopsida, Poales, Poaceae. The record is from the annotation of a GenBank genome assembly.
AUGGAGGUGACUCCCAACAAGCACACGCAGCAGGUGAGCGGGUGGGCGGCCAUGGACGAGUCCGGCAAGAUGGUGCCGUUCAACUUCAAGCGUCGGGAGAACGGCGUGGACGACGUGACGAUCAAGGUGCUCUACUGCGGCAUGUGCCACACGGACCUCCACUUCGCCAAAAACCACUGGGGCAUCACGCAGUACCCGGUGGUCCCGGGCCACGAGAUCACCGGUGUGGUCACCAAGGUGGGCGCCAACGUGUCCGGCUUCAAGCCCGGCGACCGCGUCGGCGUCGGGUGCCUCGCCUGCUCGUGCCUGGACUGCGAGCAGUGCGACAGCUCCCAGGAGAACUACUGCGACAAGAUGGGGCUCACCUACAACAGCGUCUACUGGGACGGCAGCAUCACCUACGGCGGCUACUCCAGCAUGUACGUGGCGCACAAGAGGUUCGUGGUGCGGGUCCCCGACGGCCUGCCGCUGGACGCGGCGGCGCCGCUGCUGUGUGCGGGGAUCACGGUGUACACCCCGAUGAAGAAGCACGGGAUGCUGCGUGCCGCCGGCAGGAGGCUCGGGGUGGUCGGGCUGGGCGGGCUGGGCCACAUCGCCGUCAAGUUCGGCAAGGCCUUCGGGCUGCACGUCACGGUGAUCAGCACGUCGCCGGCCAAGGAGCAGGAGGCCAGGGGGAACCUCAAGGCCGACGACUUCAUCAUCAGCACCGACGACAAGCAGAUGCAGGCUAUGGCGAGGAAGCUUGACUACGUGAUCGACACAGUCCCGGCGGCGCACUCGCUGGGACCAAUCCUGGAGCUGCUCAAGGUGGGCGGCGCACUCGCCCUCGUCGCCGCUCCGGACGGGCCCCUCGAACUCCCUUCAUUCCCGCUUAUUUUCGGGAACAAGACCAUCAGUGGGAGCAUAACGGGGGGGAUGAAUGACCAUCAGGAGAUGAUGGACCUGUGCGGGGAGCACAACAUCACCUGCGACAUCGAGCUCGUCUCCAACGACGGGAUCAACGACGCGUUCGCCAGGCUCGCGCGCAACGACGUCCGCUACCGUUUCGUCAUCGACAUUGCGGGGGCUGACUCAAGGAUCUAG